Acanthosepion pharaonis is the source of this 936-nucleotide messenger RNA. Lineage: Eukaryota; Metazoa; Mollusca; Cephalopoda; Sepiida; Sepiidae. The record is from the annotation of a GenBank genome assembly.
AUGAUCAAUAUCCUGACCUGCCUGCAUGCGAGAUUGGGACUGCGACUUCCAGUGUCAUCAUCUACCUGCCGUUUUCACCCCUCAUCAAUUUCUACAGGGUUUGGAAAUGAUUGUUAUGCAGCUCGAGCCAGUCCAAAAUAUGAGCCUUAUAAAAGGUCAUCAUCAUCAUCAAAGUCUCGAUCGAGAUCUCCUGAAAAUACAGGCAAAGUGAUGUAUAUAACCAGUUUUGGUGGUGAAAGUGAAGAAGAUGCAGGAGUAUUACAGGGACCAUCUCUUCCUCCAGAUACACAUCACCAAAGCAGUCGUGGCGAUUCAAAAGGAGGUGGGGGAGGAAGCAGUCGUUCAUGGAAAUCAACUUCAAGAUCAAGCAGAAAGCCAUCUUCAUCAUCUCGCUACCGGCACCGGAGCAGAUCUCCUGUACACAACACUGGCAAGCAUCGCUGGGUAGGGAGAAGAAACAGCAGAUCACGUUCAGCUUCUAGUUCUCACUCACGUUCUCGCUCACGUUCUCGCUCAAAGUCAAGGUCUCCUUCACCACACAAUAAAACCAGGUGUCAUUCCAAGUCUAAAAGCCCAGCUGAAACCACAGCUGUUGCGACACCUCCUAAGCCAAUUGUUAAACGGUAUAGAAGAUCCAGUCUUUCAUCCAGUGCUGAAGAUUCCAAAUCUGAUUCUGAUAGUGGCAAGUCUCCUGCACCACCCUCUACUGACACGACUACUACUACAUCUUCCACAGUUACGUCUUCCAAGAUCAAAGAUAGCAGAGUUCCUGCACCAAAUGUGUUGGGUAAAGCCACUCUAGAAUCUCAAGUCAGUAAGCUCCUCUUUUUAUAUUCUUCUUUUCAUGUUGUUCAAUUUCCAUAUGAUGUCAAGAGUACUACUUCUGCUACUACUACUACUUCUGACCUUGCUUCUUUUUGCAUUAGUUUGCAAUAG